Messenger RNA from Acanthaster planci (crown-of-thorns starfish), 3417 nucleotides. Its product is annotated as cell death-inducing p53-target protein 1 homolog. NCBI's taxonomy places the organism in Eukaryota, Metazoa, Echinodermata, Asteroidea, Valvatida, Acanthasteridae. The record is from RefSeq and is a predicted model, not a curated record.
UUCGUUUUGUGCUAGUGCACAUUUACAUUUUUAUGAGCAAAUGUACAAUGAAUCAUUUGAGGAAGAAACUUUAGUGUAACAGGUCUUUCUGCUUUAAAAAUUCCCCUAAUUUUCAGAUACCUUGUUUGAAAUUUUCUUCUUGUCUGGUGAUUUGUCAUCCAAGUAAAUGACAGUUGGCCAGUGUUACCAUGAGUGACCCAGCACAUCCUCCACCUCAAGCAACCGAGGGGCCUCCACCCCCCUACCCAGAGUAUAAGUCGCCUGAUGGCAGCUACCCCCCGCAAGGCCAGCCAGGUUACCCUCCCCAGGGUCAGCCGGGCUAUCCCCCGCAGGGCCAACCUGGUUACCCACCCCAGGGCCAGCCGGGAUACCUGCCCCAGGGCCAGCCCGGUUACCCGCCCCAGGGCCAGCCAAUGCACACCACUGCUGUGGUGACUGCCCAGCCUGCUGUCACCACCAUCAUUCAGCAGACGUUCCGGGAGUUCCCCGUCCAGUGCCAGUGUCCUAACUGCCACAACUCCGUGACCUCACAGGUGACCUACGUCACAGGGACCUUGGCCUGGCUCCUCUGCUUGAUCAUGUUUUUCUUUGGGUUGUGGAUCUGUUGCUUCAUCCCAUUCUGCAUCGACAGCUGCCAGGAUGCCAUCCACACAUGCCCAGUCUGCAAGUACCAGCUUGCCACCUUCACUCGCAUGUAGACGCUCGGAAUGAGUUUGUAAGAUCAGAAGACAGAAUCACAUCCUUCUUAAUUCCUGUCCUUUCUUCCCAUCCCUUCCCCUGCCCCCUUCCCCUGCCCCCUCCCCCUUUCCCCAGUGUAUCUCCGGGAUGAAGGUGGCUGUCAAGAAUUGAAGACAUGCAAACAGUUUAAAAAAUCAUAGUGCCACCUUUCUUUGAAAGGGGAGGUUUCUGUUAGAGAUGGAAAAACAAAUUUGAUAGUUGGGUCAAAAAACUUGUCACUUUGCCCCACCCCCUUUGAUGACACCCCCUACAUGGUCUAGCAUCUCGGAUAUGCAGAAGCAUAUUAGUUAGUGGUGUUUGAUCGUUUUAUUUGCCCUGCUGAGCCAUCUUUGCAGCCAGCCAGUGUCUACCCUCUCAAGCUCCUCAGACUUGUUGUGGGAAGAGACUUUUCGAAAGGGUUAACCUUAAGAACUAUGGUAAUUUUUGAUAGAGUUUUGACUGUACCGCAGCCUGAUGCUAGUCCCCUGCCCAGAGCUUCCAGCCAAAGUCCUGUUCUCGAUCUCUUUGGUUAGUUGGCUUUCUGUUCGCUAGAGAUUGGAUUUGUGUCAUACCAUUUUGUUACCGUAUACAGUUACGAAAAUAACUUGCUUGCAGUACUAUUUGAGGGAGGUUUCUCCCUCAUGACACUCCUCCAAUUAUAGAUGAGCUUUUUAAGUAUGCCAUUUGUGAGGAAGAUCUGACUUGACCAGAUCCUUGAUCUUUGACCAACCUAAAGACAUCAGCUGAGUGGAUUUCUAAAGCCGCCACCAAUGUCAGCUGCCCGGAAGAUGGCCUCAGAAAAUAUGUAACAGAAGUCUAGUUCCCUGUCCGGUUUUUUCAUUACUGCUUAUUAUACAUCCGAGAACCAUCGGUCAUCGGCAGAAACGUCACCCUCUAUGAGUACCCUGUAGGUAGUUGUAAACGCAUGUUGACACUGCAAGAGUUCUCCAGCAGGGUGUCCCCCACCCUGCUGCUGGGUUACGCUCUGCACCAUGCAUUUAACCAGAGAGAAGUUGGGAGGCAUUCACUUGGGUGCAAGAAAUGUCUUUUUUUCAUUUUCACUAGUAACUGGCUAUUGAAAAGUUGCACCUUGUUUCACAGGGGUUUUUUUUUUGGGGGGGGAAUUUGCAAAGGCUUUUGGCUGUAAAACUAACUGGUAUCCUUUCAUUCUGGCGUUCACAGCCCUUAGCAAAUGUAUGAUCAAUAAAUAAGGUACAUUUGCACAUCUCCCUUGGUUCUCCAUUUGGUGAGUUUUUGAUUUUCACUUAGUCACCACUGUGUUCUAUAAUAACACCUGUUCCCUUGCAAAAAAAACAACAGGAUGACCAUCCUCUAUAUGGUCAUCCUCUGUUGUUAGCAAGGUAACACAUUACAAAAUCUUGCUUAUUGGCAUGUACAAAGCUGAAUGUAUUUGCAUGCACUUGUAUAAUACUAAAUCACUUAAGUCUGAAUAUUUGCAUAUUUCACAAACAAUACUACGCAGCUAAUUGUCUGUAUAAGGAGAUCACGAAAAAAAUUGUUAUUGGGGAACACUAGGAACGUUGGUUUUGUUUUUCUGAUAAAUUUCAAUAUUUACAAAAGGAAGGGGAUAGUCAUCUAUGGAAAAUUCUCUGUUCUUUUUCCUCCUUAUUUUAAGAAGUGUAUAUAGAAAAUCAAUCAUACCAGAGCUGGUGAAUAGGGAGUACUUGAGCAACUAAAAACAAAAUGUGGGGAAAAAUGAAAUUUAGGGGCUUCUUCGUUAGACAUCACAUCAACGGUUGCUUUUAUUUGGUCGGCAGGUUGUAGCUAGCUUAUAAAAAAGAGAGUCCAGAUGAAAUCUUGCAAUUUUAAGAUUUAACUAAUAACUUUACUGUAGUUUAGUGCAUUAAAGAACAUGCUAUUGUGAUCAUUGUGCUGGUAUUUUUAUGGUCGAGUAGUGGUAUACUGUCAAUGGUCAACCAGCAAUCUGACACGAAAGGUUCAAGAUUUGUUACACAUUUAAAGGUUGCUUUGGAACUUUUUAGUGUUUAUUUUUUUCAGCGUCGUCAUUGUCUAAUUGUAAACCAGGUACUGUGCUUAGUUAUUGAUAAAGAAUUAUGUAUUCCCGUGGUGAUUUGGACACGUAUUUAAACAGGAAAGGGUAUUGGGGUUGAUUGUUCGGAUUAGUUGCAGAAUGUAAAACUUCAUAGAGAAAAUCAGCCAGGCUUGAGCAUGGAAUUUCCAAACACGAUGCGGUUCGUUCAAAUCAGUGCAGGUCAGUUUGAAUCACUUGGCACUGAGUUACUCUUGAAGCCGCUCAGUGAAAUGUGAACAUGAUGGGAUACUCUCGCCGUCCUGAGAUAAUAACCAGCCGAGUGUAGUAGACUCCUUGAUAUCGGAAGUGUUGCACUUUGUGGACACGUGGAGGCCCUUGCAAAAUACCACCCAGACCCUUACCUGAGUUAAGCAGUUUUCUUUCUUUUAUUUUCUUUUCUUAACACUAACCAGAAGCCAAAUUCAUACUUGUUCAAGAGACAAAUGCCAGAAUUGUGAGGGUUUCACCCUUUGGAAUCAUUUGAAGCAAGAUAUGGGACAAUGAGAAUCGGAAUCUCAGGUAUACUUUUCAGACAUCUAGUGGGGAUGUGUUAGAUAACAGUGGUCUAGAGAGUCUGUGGGGUUUGGACAGGGGAUACCCCUCCAUCCUGUAUCUUGCCAGGUAUAUGUCUAUUGUGCCUACAUGUA